Messenger RNA from Drosophila gunungcola (fruit fly), 1217 nucleotides. RefSeq lists its product as uncharacterized. The record is from RefSeq and is a predicted model, not a curated record. The transcript is spliced from 2 exons. The coding region runs from base 77 to 916 and encodes 279 amino acids. Lineage: Eukaryota; Metazoa; Arthropoda; Insecta; Diptera; Drosophilidae.
UUCAACUGUCAACAUAAAUCAAAAUAAAUUUUCUGUGAGAUCGAACGGACUUUAGUUGUGUUUAAACAAACCGAACAUGUGUGAACCUAGGCCAAAUUUUGUGACACACGAUCUUGUGCACAACCUGCGGUGCACAAAGCGGGGUCCAAGGAUAAGACAUGAUAUGAAAAAGACGAGGACUUGGCCGGGAGCCCGUUUUAUGUGCGUCGGCAAGGACGGGGACCUAAACACGGCCACCUAUUGUUUGGCGGAGUUUAUGCAAGAGCCGUUCCAGCCUUUUCCGAUGGCCACGGUGGCAGUGCACCAAUCGAUUCGGGAAGAGUUCAUUGAGAUGCUGCGGAGUCGCUUCCGGCAGCUGAAGCCGCAUGUGGCCAACCAUCCGAAUUUCGUGCGGGCCGUGGAGGAGCUGAAACACGGGCCCCGACCUGUGAAAUACGUUAUGGCCGAUGUGGCCGAUGCUCCGGCCUGUGCCAGCCCCAUUUUGGUCACCGACGAUGUGACCCAUUUGUUGUUCCCCAGCGGACCGUCGGGAACCACAACUCUGCACUCCUUUCAGACGCUGCAGCAGGUGGCGGAGAUCUUUGGCAAGGAGACCCCAAAGUUCGAUGCCGUCUAUUACUUUGACGAGACCAUUGCGGGUGUCUACACACUGGCCGAACACACCAAGUGUGUGCAGUUCUUUGUGAACUGCAUGGAUGCCUGCCUGCUGGAAAUUAUGCCCUACUAUAUGGACCACACGCCCAUGGUGAUCUACAAGCGGGGCUAUCACUACGAGACCCUCGAGCUGGGCAAACAGUGGAAGAUCAUAGUCUUCCCCUACAGCAGCACUAUUUUGAGGCAGUGUUGCUGUCCCACAGGCCAAUGUCGCUGCUAUGCCACCCAUUCGGCCUGCUGUGAGGACCAUCUGCACACUUAGGGGUAACUCACCCUCCCGCUGAUAGUUUCGACUUGCAACUCCAUCUUGGCAAAGGAAGUCCCAACUUCCUUCGACUAUUCCUCGACUGCCGGCGUCGCCCCAGAAAUCCGCAGUUCCAAUGAGUAGUUUGCGACUGGCAACACAUGUGUGCCAUAAUUUUCGCGGUACUUGCUUCUUGGAUUGGUAGUAAAGUACUUAUUGGCUAUGAAGAAACACUAUUACUGGAAUUGGGAAAUGGGAAUUUAAAUGGGUGUUUAUAAAAGAGUCUAUUUUGUUUUCAUUAUCAAUCUAUUACUAUGCU